AUGUCGAAUCCUUCGUUGAGUGGAACCACAAGCUCGGCCCAAUCCACGACUCAACCAGCUGCCGCCGAGCCAGGUCCCGAUUGGCCCGUAGCGAAAAAGCUUUGGGGAAUCGCUUGGGAGUUCCAUUGGGCUGGACUGGGGACUCUCUUCAGUAUAUUAGCAGUACGCUCUUUCCUGAUUCUAGCGCAAGUUCGAACCAGACAGGGAUUUGGCCGAAAGCCCUUUUUUGUAGCCAUAAACUCUUUGCUUUUUACCUUAGGAACAACGAGAGCUUUGUUUUUAUUUCUUGACCCUUACUCCUCGGCAGAAAAUGGUAUUGAAAUCCCACCCUGGAUAUCGAUGCUGGUUUUUGGCAUAACCUAUCCCUGUUUGACAUCUUCCUUCUGUUUGAUUCACUUGGCUUUUCUUGAAGUGGUAAAGAUCCAGCUUGGAUCUAAAAGGCUCCAAGAUGUUCGCUUUUUAGGUGGUGUCAUAACAGCCCACUUUGCUCUCGUCAUAACUGCAGAAACGUCAGCUGCCUUAAGACCAAAGCUUACACCAUUACUGAUUAUAUGCCAGUCAUUCUUCAUCCUAUGGGGCUUUGUAUUGUCGACAAGCUUUAUCUACAGUGGCUUAAAAGUAAUUCGGUAUGAUAACAGAGUACAGAAGCAACUCAUGUCUAUCGAACUUGGCGAAGGUGCUUCUCGAAGAGGAAUGGAGAAAUCUAACAAAGGAAUAUCUAAAGUUGCUAAAGUCACUCUGGCAACAAGUGUUUUGGGAUUUGUUUGUUGUGGAAUGCAGAUAUAUUCAGUGUUUGGUGUUUAUGGUUUGUAUAGUAAAGCUGUUAAUCCGUCUCCUUGGCCGUGGUGGGUGUAUCAAACGUGUUUUCGGUUGGUUGAAUUCUUUAUGGCUUGUACAAUAGCCUACAGUGUGACGCAGUCUGCAGACUGA
Messenger RNA from Porites evermanni, 930 nucleotides. NCBI's taxonomy places the organism in Eukaryota, Metazoa, Cnidaria, Anthozoa, Scleractinia, Poritidae. The record is from the annotation of a GenBank genome assembly.